This is a messenger RNA of Cladocopium goreaui, 1193 nucleotides long. NCBI's taxonomy places the organism in Eukaryota, Dinophyceae, Suessiales, Symbiodiniaceae. The record is from the annotation of a GenBank genome assembly.
AAAGGUAUGGCUGUCUCACUGCGGCCGCCAUGGCAUAGACCCUUUGACACGUGCCCUGCGUAAUGUGCUCUUUAGGGCAAAUGACUCAGAGCCUUCAAACCACCUUUAAGGGAGGUAACAGAUUGCAGGGCAUCUACUUCCAAGUGGAUGUCUUAGAUGACAUCAACCUGGUGAGCCUCACUGGAAGCUUUGCAGAUGCCGGGCAUGUCUAUGUGCACAUCCGUACCGGCGUCAUAGGAGAGCAAGUUGGAGGAACUUGGCGGCUGCUGCAGUCCACCCAAGUGGAGAGUGGAGGGCAAAAGAACGUGCCCAUCGGGCAGGUCUUGGUGCGCGGCAGUUACACCCUCCAUGUGGCGUGCUCGUCUUCCAUCAUCUAUUCAGAUGCCGUGUCCAUUCAUGACGUGUUGGCUCAGGAUGACAACGUGGUGAUCUACAAUGGCUGGGGGACGGCUGACUGCGACCGAAUCCCUUUGGACCGGGACUACUCCGGAUGCCCUUGCCGUAGCUGGAAUGGUAUCGUGGAGUACCGCUGUGAGGUGGAAUCCGUCUACCGAGACCAACAUCUGCGGCGCCUCGUCGCGGUGAUGCACCAAGAUACCGACUUUGCGGAUGUGGAGAUCAAAUGUGGAAAUCAAAGUUUUCCGGCGCAUCGCCUCAUCCUGGCCUCUGCCUCACCAGUCUUUGCCAAGAUGCUACAGACAGACAUGAAAGAAGCACGCACGCGAACCGUCCUUAUUGAGGACGUGGACCCAGAGGUGGUGGCUAAAGCCUUGCCGCCUCUACCAUCACCCAGUGGAGUUCCAGAAAGCUUCAACUGGGCCAAGGGCUAUGUGAACAAGUUGGGGCUGGUUCAUUUGGCAGACUCCUGCCGUCUGGCGGGUGUUCAGAAAGCUUUGGCAGAGGAGUUGGGCUUUGAGCCUGUGACGACCAGUGUGAGUGAACCGGUUUCCUGGAAACAGAACUUCAUGUUCGACAACCACCCCGGGACCAGUCCCUUGGUUGCCCCAAUCGAUUUCAUGCUCUAUGGCCGAAUGGACGACGGUGAGCCUAUCGGAUUGUCCUUGAUUCCUGGAUACUCAGUCUCAGUGGAAAAGCUAGAGCUGCUCGCCAGCAUGAUGUCGCAUUUACUUCUUGCUGUUGAUGUCCUCAGCUUGAAGGUGAAGCGUUUUACGCAGAACGGAUCAGAAGUAUAG